AUGGGACCGCACAUAGAUGUUUUAGCAUUUCCGGACAGUUAUCUUUUUGAACGGUACCGCUUCACCUCAGACUCCAUAACCUACAUCCACCACCUAAUCCGUCCUUACAUUUGCAACAUUACCAACCGCAGUCGCGCUCUAACAUCCCAGCAGAUGUUGUGUGUUGCGCUGCGGUUCUUUGAAUGGGAGUUUUUAUACAACAUCAGAGAUGCAGAGCAUUACAGUAAGGCCACUGUUUGCAGGGCGGUCAGAAAAGUGUGCCUGGCCCUGAAACGGCUUCUACCGAUGUUUGUCGUUUUCCCUGGGCACAAACCUCUGAGAGCCAUCAAGGAGGAGCUCCACAGGAUUGCAGGAUUUCAAGGUGUGAUUGGAUGCAUUGAUGGCACCCAUAUCCCCAUCACAGCUCCAUCACAGAAUGAAGGAGACAAUGUGAAUAGGAAGUCUGUUCACAGCAUAAAUGUGCAGAUCAUAUGUGAUGCUUCAUGCAUCAUUACCAAUGUGGAGGCCAAGUGGCCUGACUCUGUUCACGACUCAAGGAUUUAUGGAGAGGAUUCUCUGAGCCACUGGCCUUCCAAAAUUCUGGCUUAG
Molecule: messenger RNA, 588 nt
Organism: Acanthochromis polyacanthus (spiny chromis)
Lineage: Eukaryota; Metazoa; Chordata; Actinopteri; Pomacentridae
Product: putative nuclease HARBI1
Source: RefSeq, a predicted model, not a curated record